GUUUUUAUCUAGCACUGUAAUCGUUAGCAUGGCUCUGUGGAUAUUGUUAGCCGCGCUGUCCUUGUCUUGUACAGUAGAAGGGUCCUUCAAGAAAGGAACAUGUGCUUAUCCAGGGAAUCUGUUGUGCGAUGACUUCAAUGUUCUGAACAACAUGUCAUGGUGGUAUGAUUGGCACAUGGACCUGUCAUUCUAUCAUGACAAAGUUGGACAACACUGUAAUAGUACGCCUCACCUUGUGCACAAGCAUAUUCCCAUGGUGAAGAAAUUCAACAACCAUACACAACUUACAAUUCAAACUUGGGGAAGAUUCAUCUUGGGCUUCAACGAGCCAGAUCAUGCAGACCAAGCCGAUAUGACACCACAGGAAGCUGCCGCUGCCUGGCCGGAAAUAGAAAAGAACUCACACGGCGCAAAGCUGGUCAGUCCGACGACAGCUGGGCCGAACUUUAAAUGGUAUGAUGAAUUUUUCCGGCUUUGUCACGGCUGCAGGAUUGACUUUAUCGCGGCACAUAUGUACAGGUGUGAUGCUCAUGAAAUUAUGUCGUACUUGCAACAACUGUACCACAAGUACAACAAGAAAAUUUGGCUCACUGAGUUCGCAUGUCCUCAAACACAUGAUGAAAACAAACAACUGCAUUUGAUGAAGACCCUUCUGCCACAACUGGAGGCUGCAGAUUACGUAUUCAGGUAUUCAUGGUUUUCGGCCCGAAUUCAUCCAAAACAUGCCGACAGAUAUGUCAACCCGUCUGCCAGCUUGUUGAAGGCUAAUUCGUCAGAGCUCACGAUGAUUGGUCAGUUCUACAACAGCUUUCACGUGCCAUACCACAGCUCACAUAUAGUCGGUUGAUAAUUUAUGUGAAAUUGUGAAAUAAAAAACGUUUAACCCUA
Molecule: messenger RNA, 888 nt
Organism: Ruditapes philippinarum (Manila clam)
Lineage: Eukaryota; Metazoa; Mollusca; Bivalvia; Venerida; Veneridae
Exons: 3
Coding region: 29-847 (272 amino acids)
Source: RefSeq, a predicted model, not a curated record